AUGGGGAUAGCAACUCGAACCGCAGUCCCCACUGAACCCGCUGCCCUCCACUCCGGCUCCCCCUCAAAAUCCCCGCGACCUCCAACUUCCCAAAUCAUAAAACCUCCAAGAAUCGAGCGAGAUAUUAGCUACGGAUCUCAUCAUCAUCACCAGCAGCAGCAGCAGCCAUGCAACGGCCUACUCGUCGGUCGCCUUUCCGCCGGCGACGACUCCACCGUCCAGAUCUCUGACGCCGUCCCCCUCUCGCACUCCCUCCUCGGCCUCCUCCCCUCCCUCGAACUCGCCCUCCACUUGGUUGAGGAGCAUUUUGGGGCGGAGGGUUUGAGUGUGGUGGGGUAUUACCAUGCGAAUGAGAGGGCUAAUGACUUGGAGCUGAAGAGCGUGGCGAAGAACAUCGGGGAUCAUGUGUUUCGUUGCUUCCCUCGAGCCGCUGUGCUUCUGCUGGAUGUGGAGAAGAUGAAGGAGCUGCCAAAAGGAAAGGGGCGAGAUCCUGUAGUACAGGUAAACAAGCAUUACAAAUAUUUGAAUUUUGAACAAUGGGCUCAUACGUCAUGAAUUUUGACUUAAAUG
Molecule: messenger RNA, 570 nt
Organism: Asparagus officinalis (garden asparagus)
Lineage: Eukaryota; Viridiplantae; Streptophyta; Magnoliopsida; Asparagales; Asparagaceae
Product: ER membrane protein complex subunit 8/9 homolog
Exons: 3
Coding region: 1-555 (184 amino acids)
Cellular component (GO): EMC complex
Source: RefSeq, a predicted model, not a curated record